Messenger RNA from Arctia plantaginis, 324 nucleotides. The record is from the annotation of a GenBank genome assembly. Lineage: Eukaryota; Metazoa; Arthropoda; Insecta; Lepidoptera; Erebidae.
AUGUCUGACAAAGAUAUCUCAGUGGAGGAGCUGGAAGAAACGGCCAGACAAACUGAUGAGCAGCUGGAUCUUAUGGCCUGGAAGAUGGAUAGUGUAGACAACAAGCUAGUCGAGCCCGUCAACAGUCAAGACAUGUGUAUAAUGAAUCUACUCAAGUCAGUCUCAGAGGUUCGGUCCGACUACCAACAACUUCGCCGUGAGCUGGUGGAAGUACAGGCCUUGCAGAGGGAGCUCUCUUCGAGGCUAAGGUCACAGUUAAGACUGGUCCACGGCAAGUUCGCGAGGCUCCGUCAGCGACUGGCCGCGGCUUCGCCUCCUCGCUGA